Molecule: messenger RNA, 1935 nt
Organism: Melampsora larici-populina 98AG31
Lineage: Eukaryota; Fungi; Basidiomycota; Pucciniomycetes; Pucciniales; Melampsoraceae
Exons: 6
Coding region: 1-1935 (644 amino acids)
Source: RefSeq, a predicted model, not a curated record
AUGAUGAGAGAUGAUAAGGGAUACCGGACACAUAAUCAAACGUGCUUGUCACUAGGCACACCAUGGAUUAUCUUCAUUCGGUUACAGAUUACUCUUUUUGGCUCUUGCUUUGAAGUGCUGGCAAGAGGAUUUACCGAAAGAGCUCAUUCAACAAAAACACCAUCAAGUGAUCAACCUGGCUGUUUCCCUGUUUCGAUAAAUCUUCUUACGGUGAUGAAGAUUUCGAAAUUUCAUCCAGAUAGUUCUUGUGAACCUUCUUCCGCUCAGUUAAAUUAUCAACAUCAUAGUUUAAGUAAUUCCAACCAAGAAAGAACAUUAGAAAUCGAAUGGGAAAAAGAAAAAGAAAGGGAAUCAGAAAUCGAUUCAUCAAAUCAUCCACUUCAUCCUAAUCUUUUAUCUAGAUUGAAUGUAUUCUUAUCUGUUGCUGAUCCUGCUUCUGUCAGUAAUCAUGCUGGUCAAGUGGUAGGUAACACUCCACAAGCCGGUGGUUUCUUUUCUAAUCCAAGUACUACUCCUCUGGCUACUACUCCCAUCACUACGCCUAUUCCAACUGUACCUAAUCUCAAUACAUUUGUACCUCCUACUUCUCAAUUACAAUCCACACCAUCGAUUGAAGCACCCUUUCAUCAUGGAGCAUCAGAAUCGAAUGAGACCUUACUUCCGACUGGUGCGAUCAUUGGAAUUGUGAUAGGAUUGAUCUUGAUCUUUAGUCUUGUACCACUCGUUUGUUUAUAUUUUCAUCGUCGAAAACAAAAAGCCAACAAAUUAAAGAAUCAUGAAUCGUUUUUUAAUAAUCCGAUUAUCAAUUCUACACUGAUACCUAAUCCAUCAAAUAUACCAAUCACUAAUCAAGUAGAUGAAUAUCAUUUUAGAGGAACUCCUUUUCCGAUUGGAAUUCAAGAACAUGAUUAUCCUAAGAUCAAUCAUAUAGAUUCAAAUCAUUCGACUCAUUCUCAUUCUCCAAGAAGAUUUGAUCGGCUUCAACGAAAUUCUCAUCAUACGAGUAUUUCUUCAUUCAAUCGAUUUCAUCAUCAUGAUCUUAAUGUACAUAAUCAAAACAAUGGUAGAAUUGAUCAAGAGUUACCUAUUCCUUUACAAGUUACUGACCAUUCAUCUCAAUCACCAGACGUACAUUCAAGAAACCAAGAUUAUAUACCAAACCAAUAUGACUUACCUAUCUCUAUAAACAUGUCUAAUCAUCCAAUUCAACAACCAUCACAUCCUAGAGAAGAAUAUCAUAUACCUAUCCAUAUGGAAUCAAUUGAUGCGAUCCAUCAAGACGAUAUCCAAAGUAGAGCUCAAUAUCAUUUACCUAGUUCGAUGGAAGUGAAUCAUCAUAACGAACAAGAACCACUUGCUAUUGAAGAGUUCUUAUCGCUUUCGAUGCAAAUCUCAAUUGAUCCACCUCGAGAAGGAGAAGCAGAAGAAGAAGAACAACUCGGAUCUCCGGUCUAUCGUCUGGGACAUUCGUCAUUUGAUCCUGAUGAGAGUCAGACCAUGAGAUUUCCAUCACAUCUUGAUCUUCAAUUUCCAGAAGAAGUAGUGAUCAGAAACGGACCCCAAAUGGAUGCUAAAUUUUCGGAUCGACCAAGUUCAGUACAACGAAUCGUUUCACAAAUCGCUACUACCGAACAAAGUUUUGAAGAAUUAAAUUUAUUUAAAGAAUCAAAGAAACAACUUUCUUCUAAAUACCCUUCGACUGUUUUACAAUCAUCUACAGUUUCUGAAGAUGAAAUUACUAAAAAAAUCAAUCAAACACUCAAAGACAUUCAAGUACCUAAAGAAAUUUCAGUACCUAAAGAAAUUCAAGUACCUAAAGAAAGGAAUCUAGGAAGAACCAAGGAAGGGAGUGAUAAGAACCCAUCUACUACGACUACAACAAAUACUUACCAAGGAAGCUACCAAACCGAACACCAGUUCCGAUUAGAACCUUGA